AUGGCCUCCCUCACCAACCUGCCCAAGAAGUUCUCGGCCGGCCACCAGAUCCGGCCUCGCAGCGCGCAUCGCAUCAACCCGAUCAAGGCGAUCCAGGACCGCGAAUGGCGCCGCAAGCAGAUGGCCGCAGCCGCUGUAGCCGGUGGCAGUGAGGCUGGCUCGCCUCCACCAGAACGGCAGCCGUCCACACAGCCGACACAAACACGGACAUCUUCCCGGCCGCAGUGCCCCAACAAGGCCUGCAAGAACCCCAACGUCGUGGACGGGACAUGUCGAUCGUGUGGACGGGUGUCUGAUGACAGCAACAUCGUGGCCGAGGUGACGUUUGGCGAGAACUCUAUGGGCGCAGCCGUGGUGCAGGGCAGCUUCCUGAGCCAUGACCAGGGUGGCGUGCGGCCGAUGGCUGGCAUCGGUCAUCGACGAGUGGCUGGCAACGGCUCUGCCGAAGCACGCGAACGGACGUUGCGCGAGGCCAAGAUGCUCAUGACCGGCUAUGCCCACCAGCUCAACAUUCCCGAGCACACCGUCACCGUCGGCUUCCAGUACUAUAAGCUCGCGUCCAGCGCCAACUUUGUGCAGGGCCGCAAGAUCCAGAACGUUGUCGCCGUCUGCCUCUAUGCAGCCUGUCGCAAGAGCACGCAGGCAAACCCCUGCAAAAUCAUGCUCAUCGACCUUGCCGAUCUCGUCAAGGAGGAGGUCUUCUUCCUUGGUCGCACCUUCAAGAAGCUGCUGCAGACCAUCGACGUUGCCGCCCGAGACGUUCAGCCCAUCUAUGUCGAGGACCUCAUCUUCCGCUUCGCCGCCAAGCUCGAGUUCGAUACCAUGACCAACAAGGUCGCCGAGACGGCCGUCCGUCUCGUCCAGCGAAUGGACCGCGAUUGGAUGGUCAUGGGCCGUCGGCCCGCUGGCAUCUGCGGCGCCUGUCUUAUCAUGGCUGCCCGCAUGUAUAACUUCCGCCGUACCGUCCGUGAGGUCGUGUACAUUGCCAAGGUCACCAUGGCCACUCUGCAGAUGCGCCUCGACGAAUUCAAGGAGCUGCCGUCGGCCAAGAUGACUGUCGAGGAGUUUCUGGCCCAGGACUUUUUGACCGAGGAGUUCGACCCCCCUUCCGUCUACAAAAAGUCCGAGGAGUAUCAGGCCAGGCUGCGCGAGAAGCGACGGUCGCUGAAGCGGAAGCGGCCGGGCGACUCCAACGGAGCAGAAGCCUCACCCGCGCCCAUGUCAACGCCAACACCGACACCAGAGCCUACCAAGGCCCAGCUACCACCAUCACAACCAAUACUGCCGCGCGUUGUCGAUGCAGACGGCUUCGCCGUACCGGCUGUGCCGCCAGCCAGGGCUUCUGCCCUUUCCAGAACUGAGCCAGACCAGGGCCUCAUUGAGCAGGCGCUGGAAGCCGGCGACGAAGACACUGUCCUUGACGAGCAGCUCGAUGCCUUAGCCGAGGAGUAUGGCGAUGGGAGCGCGAACAACGAGGUCGAAAGUGUGCCAUUAACAGAGCCACGGGCAGAAUCCUUACCCAUGGACGCGGCCUCCGAUGCCGGCAGCGUGACGACGACGGCGAAGCGACGUCGACGGGGACCAGAUGGGUCUUCAUGCCGAUCGCUUCCCGUCAGCAGUGUCGAGCCCGACUAUGUUGAUGACGAGUGGCGUGCCGACGAGGAGAACCUGGAGAUGGAGAUGACUGAGGCCAUCAACUCGCCUGGCUGUCUGGAGCACGCGCGGGCCUUUGCAGCUGCCGAGAAGCGCGCACAGAUGAUCACGAUGAGCCUGGCAAAGGCCAAGGCAGAGGCAGCAGCUGCGGCAGCAGAAGCGGCAGCAGCAGUCGCCACAGAAACGGGGACAACGUCGGCUGACGACUCUGACCCAGCAGCAGACGUGGAAGAGGGAUCGAUAACGCCUGCAACAGCAGCAGCGACAUCAUCAUCAUCGGGCUCGUUGGACAGUCCCGAGGUCGACGAAGACGAGUUCAAAGACGAUCCCGAGGUGCAGUUCUGCCUGCUAUCCGAGGCCGAGGCCGCAGCCAAGGAGAAGAUUUGGAUGAACGAGAACCGGGCGUAUCUGCGCAUGCGCCAAGAACGCGAGUUCCGUGCCAAGAUGGCUGCCGCCAACGGAACCAAGAAGCAAACUCGCCGCCGGCUCAAGAAGCCUAAAAUCGGCGAGGGCCAGACCAGCCCGGCCACAACGCCUGGCGAGGCUGCUGUUGAGGCCAUGGAGCGUCGCGGCUUCUCCAAGCGCAUCAAUUACGACGCCAUGCGUCGCAUGCUGGAUCGCCCGGCCGCCAGUCUGAGCAGCCGCGCCGGCUCUGCCUCCGUCUUCGGCAGCUUCUCGUACAGCCGUGCCGGCAGCUCGGCUGGCAGCGUCAUGGGCGACCCUGCCGACGAGGACGAGGAUGAGGAGCUCGACGAGGAUGACGGGGCUGCAUAUGACGAGCACGAGGUUGAUCCGUUUGCCGACGAUGGCGAAGAAGAGGAGGCUAUUGACGAAUAA
Grosmannia clavigera kw1407 is the source of this 2490-nucleotide messenger RNA. RefSeq names its product transcription factor tfiiib complex subunit. Gene Ontology annotation, cellular component: transcription factor TFIIIB complex; nucleus; transcription preinitiation complex. Gene Ontology annotation, biological process: DNA-templated transcription initiation; transcription by RNA polymerase III; transcription preinitiation complex assembly. The record is from RefSeq and is a predicted model, not a curated record. NCBI's taxonomy places the organism in Eukaryota, Fungi, Ascomycota, Sordariomycetes, Ophiostomatales, Ophiostomataceae. The coding region runs from base 1 to 2490 and encodes 829 amino acids. The transcript has a single exon. Gene Ontology annotation, molecular function: TBP-class protein binding; RNA polymerase III type 3 promoter sequence-specific DNA binding; RNA polymerase III general transcription initiation factor activity.